AUGAUAUACAAUUCGAUAUACUAUUCAAUAAGCAACCCUAUCAACAGCAGAGACAAUAAGAGUUCACCCUUGACCCUCGACUGCCCCGUAACCCUCGACUACCCCUUGACCCUCGACUACAACCUUUACUACCGAUUCAUUCGACUCGACCCUUACCCAACCCAUUGGUUCAUCGACAACCCUACGUACCACCCAUCUUCGAACACCGCGAACCUUAAGGACGAAGAGCAAAUAGAAGAGGUAGAAGCGGAAGUGAUGAUAGUAGAAGCAACCAUACGGAAGACUCUUAUCGUAAAGAUAACUACAAAAGAAGUAGAGGAGGCGGUAGAAGAGGAGGUGGAGGAGGAAGUAGAAGAGGAGGUGGAAGAAGAGGUGGUAGAAAAGGCGGAGGUAGCAAUAGAAAAGACCCUGACCAAUUAG
This is a messenger RNA of Drepanopeziza brunnea f. sp. 'multigermtubi' MB_m1, 420 nucleotides long. The record is from RefSeq and is a predicted model, not a curated record. NCBI's taxonomy places the organism in Eukaryota, Fungi, Ascomycota, Leotiomycetes, Helotiales, Drepanopezizaceae.